GCUGUGACCGGGCCCUCGAAGGUCCCGCUGGCUCCCGGGGACACGCAUGGAGCUGGCCGAGCUCUACACCCAGUACAACAGAGUCUGGAUCCACGAUCCCGAGGAGGUGUGGAAAUCAGCAGACAUAGCAAAGAACUACAGCGUGGGAGAUAAAGUCCUUCAUCUCCUUCUAGAAGAUGGAACGGAGCAAGAUUAUCCUGUGGAUCCAGGACCUCUGCCCCCUCUGCGAAAUCCAGACAUCCUGGUGGGAGAGAAUGACCUCACCGCCCUUAGUUACCUCCACGAGCCCGCUGUCCUCCACAAUCUCAAGAUACGCUUUGUGGAAUCCAAGCUUAUUUAUACCUACAGCGGAAUCAUCUUGGUGGCUUUGAACCCCUACAAGCAGCUGCCCAUCUAUGGAGAUGCCAUCAUCCACGCGUACAGCGGGCAGAACGUGGGCGACAUGGAUCCGCACAUAUUUGCUGUGGCAGAAGAAGCUUACAAGCAGAUGGCCAGAAACAACAAAAACCAGUCGAUCAUAGUCAGCGGAGAGUCCGGGGCGGGGAAGACCGUGUCGGCUCGCUACGCGAUGAGGUACUUCGCUACGGUCAGUAAAUCCAGCAGCAAUGCCCACGUGGAAGAUAAAGUCCUGGCAUCCAACCCCAUCACUGAGGCCAUUGGCAACGCCAAGACCACCCGCAACGACAACAGCAGCCGCUUUGGGAAAUACACGGAGAUCAGUUUUGAUAAGAGGAGCCAGAUCAUCGGGGCCAACAUGCGAACCUACCUGCUGGAGAAAUCCAGAGUUGUCUUUCAAUCGGAGAAUGAACGGAAUUAUCACAUUUUCUAUCAGCUUUGCGCUUCUGCGCGGCAGCCUGAAUUCAAACAUCUGAAACUAGCGAGUGCUGAGGAAUUUCACUACACGAGAAUGGGGGGCAGCACCGUCAUCGAAGGCAUCAGCGACAGGGCCGACAUGCUGGAGACGCAGAGGACGUUCACGAUGCUCGGUCUGAAGGAGGAUUUUCAGAGGGAUGUGUUCCAGAUCCUGGCGGCCAUCCUGCAUCUGGGCAAUGUGCAGAUCACGGCUGUGGGAGACGAGAGAUCCUCCGUACCGGACGAUGACCAUCAUCUGGGCGUCUUCUGUGAGCUCCUAGAUGUUGACUGCAGCAAGGUGGCCAAGUGGCUGUGUCGCCGAAAGAUCAUCACCACCUCCGAGACGGUCAUCAAGCCCAUGACCCAGGGUCAGGCCCUCAACGCCAGGGACGCGUUGGCCAAAAAGCUCUAUUCUCACCUGUUUGACCUCAUUGUGGAAACAAUUAACAAAGCUUUGCAGUUCUCAGGCAAGCAGCACACUUUUAUUGGUGUUUUGGACAUUUAUGGCUUUGAAACUUUUGACUUGAACAGCUUUGAACAGUUUUGCAUCAAUUAUGCUAAUGAAAAACUGCAACAGCAGUUUAAUCUGCAUGUUUUUAAACUUGACCAAGAAGAGUAUAUGAAAGAAAACAUCCCUUGGACUCUCAUAGAUUUUUAUGACAACCAGCCCGUUAUUGACCUGAUCGAAGCUAAAAUGGGCAUUUUGGAGCUGCUGGAUGAAGAGUGCAUGUUACCUCAGGGAACAGAUGAAAAUUGGCUCCAAAAGCUGUACAAUCAGUUUGUCAACAAGAACCCUCUGUUUGAAAAACCUCGAAUGUCUAACACAUCCUUCUGCAUCCAGCACUUCGCUGAUAAGGUGGAAUAUGAAUGCGAAGGGUUCCUAGAGAAGAACAGAGAUACUGUGUAUGAAGUCCUCAUUGACAUUUUGAGAAAGAGCAAGUUUCACCUCUGUGCCAGCUUUUUUCAAGAGCAUCCAGUUUCUCCUUCCCCCUUCAGCUCGGGUAUUACUGUGAAGUCAGCAAAGCAAGUAAUCAAGCCAAACAAUAAACAUUUCCGGACCACGGUGGGCAACAAGUUCCAGAGCUCCUUGUCUUUGCUAAUGGAGACUCUCAACGCAACUACUCCUCACUACGUACGAUGUAUCAAACCGAACGAUGAAAAACUACCUUUUGAGUUCAACCCAAAGAGAGUCGUGCAGCAACUGAGGGCCUGUGGGGUUCUGGAGACGAUUUACAUCAGUGCCCAGAGUUACCCAUCCAGGUGGACGUACAUAGAGUUUUUCAGCCGCUACAGCAUCCUCAUGACUCAGCAGGAACUGGCCUUCGGCGAAAAGAAGGAGGUCUGCAAAAUGGUUCUUCACCGGCUGAUCCAGGACCCCAACCAGUACCAAUUCGGUAAAACCAAAAUUUUCUUCAGAGCAGGGCAGGUGGCCUAUUUAGAGAAACUGCGGUUGGAUAAACUGAGGCAAGGGAGCGUGGUGAUACAAAAGCACAUCCGCGGCUGGCUCCAGCGGAGAAAGUUUCUGCGGCUGCGGCAGGCCGCCACGCUCAUUCAGCAGUACGUCCGGGGCCAGAGGACCGUGAGGAAAGCGAUCACUGCCAGAGCCCUCAAAGAAGCUUGGGCCGCUAUCAUCAUUCAGAAACACUGCCGAGGCUUUCUGAUCCGUAACCUCUAUCAGCUAAUCCGGAUAGCCACCAUAACCAUACAGGCCUACACCCGAGGGCUCCUAGCCCGGAAGAAAUAUCACAAGAUGCUGGAAGAACACAAAGCCAUCAUCCUGCAGAAGUACGCCCGGGCAUGGCUGGCCCGACGACGCUUCCAGAGUAUCCGACGCUUCGUGCUGAAUAUUCAGCUCUCUUACCGGGUCCAGCGCUUGCAGAAGAAGCUUGAGGAUCAGAACAAGGAAAAUCACAGCCUGGUGGAGAAACUGACCAGCCUGGCAGCCACACACGCCAACGACACAGAUGUGAUUCAGAAGCUUGAGUUGGAACUUGGAAAAUCGGCUUCCCAAAGGAAGAGCAUCGAGGAGAAGGGGCAGAGAUUGAAGAGAGACAUGGAGCAGAAAAUGACGAAACUUCAGCAACACAAUGCAGAGUUGGAGGAGCAGAAAGACCAGCUGGCAAAGAAGCUUCAAGAGAAGACUGACGAGAUGAAAGAUAAAAUGGAUGACCUCACCAAGCAGCUUUUCGAAGAUGUCCAAAAGGAAGAAAGACAAAGAACGCUCCUAGAAAAGAGCUUCGAGCUGCAGAAGGAAGACUUCGAGAAGCAGAUUCUGGAGUUGAAGGGCGAGAUCAAGGCUCUCAGAGAAGAAAAGCUGCAGCUGCAGCGUCAAGUGGAGGAAGAACAGACCCUCACCGAGGCUCUCAGGGGGGAAGUGGCGGACCUCAGCCAGCAGGCCAAGACCAUCCCUGAGUUUCAAAAGGACAUAGAGCUGCUCCAGAUGCAGAAGUCGGAAGUGGAGAAGCUGGCCCAGUCCCAGAAACGGGAAAUGAGAGAAAAGAUGGCCGAAGUCACCAAGCAACUUCUUAACAGCUACGACAUUGAGGAUGUCAAAAACAGGCUCUCCAUGGAAGAUCUGGAGCACUUAAAUGAAGACGGGGAACUCUGGUUUGCCUACGAGGGGCUGAAGAAAGCCACAAGGGUCCUGGAAAGCCAUUUCCAGGUCCAGAAGGAGAACUAUGAGAAGGAGAUUGAAACUCUGAACCUCAAAGUGGAGCACCUGAGUCAGGAGAUGAACCACUUACAAAAGCUGUUUAGAGAAGAGAAUGACAUCAACGACAACAUCCGGCACCAGCUCGCCAGGCUGACGUCUGAAAACAUGAUGAUUCCAGACUUCAAACAGCAGAUCUCCGAGCUUGAGAAACACAAGGAAGAGCUUGAGACCCGCCUGAAGGAGCAGACGGAACAAACCAGAGGAAAAAUGGAUGAAAUAGCCAGUCAGUUACACCGUGACCUGGAGGAGGAAGGGAUGCAGAGGAGAAACCUGGAAGUCCAGAAUGAAAUCCACAGCAAAGAAAAAGAGAAGCUGAUGGCCACAAUCCAGACCAUUCAGGAGGCCAAUGACCAUUUGAAGAAACAGCACGAAACCGAAAAUGAAGCAAAGAGCAGAAUCCAGCAGGAAGCCUCUCGCCUCACUGUGGAAAACGGGGAUCUUGAGGAAGAGCUGGACAUGAAGGACAGAAUGAUUAAGAAGCUGCAGGACCAGAUCAAGACUCUGACCAAGACGAUCGAUAAAGCCAGCGAUAUCCACGUUCCUUCAGGCCCCAAGGAGUUUAUGGGAAUGCUGGAGUACAAAACAGAAGAUGAAGCAAAGCUGGUGCAAAAUCUCAUCCUUGACCUGAAGCCCCGGGGAGUGGUGGUGAACAUGAUCCCAGGACUGCCCGCUCACAUCCUCUUCAUGUGCGUGCGCUACACGGACUCCCUCAACAAUGCCAGCAGGCUGCAGUCCUUCAUGCACAUCACCAUAAACGGCAUCAAGCAGGUCGUCAAGGAACACCCGGAAGACUUCGAGAUGCUGUCCUUCUGGCUCUCCAAUACGUGCCACUUCCUGAACUGCCUGAAACAGUACAGCGGGGAGGAGGAGUUCAUGAAGCACAAUACACCCCGCCAGAAUAAGAAUUGUCUGAAGAACUUCGACCUAUCCGAGUACAGACAGAUCCUCAGUGACCUGGCCAUCCGGAUUUAUCACCAGUUCAUCGUUGUGAUGGAAAACCUCCUUCAGCCAGUGAUAGUUCCGGGCAUGCUGGAGUAUGAAAGCCUGCAGGGAAUUUCAGGGUUGAAGCCUACGGGCUUCCGGAAGCGAUCCUCCAGCAUCGAUGACACGGACGCCUACACGAUGACCUCCAUCUUGCAGCAGCUCAGCUAUUUUUACAGCACCAUGUGCCAGAACGGCCUGGACCCCGACAUCCUGAAGCAGUCCAUGAAGCAGCUUUUCUUCCUGAUCGGUGCCGUCACCCUCAACAGUCUCUUCCUUCGCAAAGACAUGUGCUCCUGCAGGAAAGGAAUGCAGAUUCGGUGUAACAUCAGUUACUUAGAAGAAUGGCUUAAAGACAAGAACUUGCAGAACAGCAAUGUCAAGGAGACUCUGGAACCCCUCUCCCAAGCGGCCUGGCUGCUCCAGGUCAAGAAGAUCACAGACAGCGAUGCGAAGGAAAUCUCCGAGUGCUGCACGACGCUGUCUGCUGUCCAGAUCGUGAAGAUCCUCAAUUCCUACACUCCUAUCGACGACUUUGAGAAAAGAGUGACUCCGUCCUUCGUCCGCAAAGUACAGGCCCUGCUGAGCAGUCGGGAGGACACACCCCAGUUGAUGAUGGACACCAAGUAUCUCUUUCAAGUCACGUUCCCCUUCGCCCCUUCCCCCCACGCCCUGGAAUUAAUAGAGAUCCCCAGCAGCUUCAAGCUGGGCUUUCUCACAAGAUUGUAGCAGCAGAAAGAAAACGUUUGGCUUUCUUUCCUCCAAAGCAAGACCAACCGAUCCCCGGGGGCUCAGUAUGCUCCUAGGACAUUGUUUAGGGUCCCGGGCUAGAAAAUGGGAUCAUUCUCCAGACAGCUGCCCUGCCGACCCUCCAGCUCGAAGCCUGCAGAGCCAUCCACUGAGGCAGGGUCCGGAGUUCCCCCUCAGAAGCUCCACUGAGGCAGGAUCAGGUGUUCCGCCUCAAAAGCUCAUAACAGCAGAGCUUCAAGAAGGCCUGGGCCUUAUUCCAAGUCCGACCUGCUCGUGCUGAGACUGGCCAACUGAGGCAACCAUGGAGCCCUGCCCCAUAGAGAGACUGCCCCCCACCACCACCACCACCUCCGGGGGCUAGAGCCACUAGGAAGAAUUCCCAGACCCGUGGGCCCUGGAGGGCCUCAAUGGGGUGGGCCACAGAUGCCCCAUUUUCAGCGUGAGGCAACAUCACCUGUGACGGGAUUGGAGCUUUAAGGUUCAGGUGACCCAGGGUCAUUGUAUCAGACAUCACUCUUAAGGUUUUCACCCAGGGUCUCUGUCCCGUGGUCUAUUGCCACGUUUUUGUUAGCACAUUCCUCUCAUCUAGCCCUGUGAAUAAAGAGCCUGUCCCAGAGGGCUGCAGUCGGCCCUCUUCCAAUUCGAUCUUCAUCCGGAUUUGAUCAGGUGUGCUGUCUGGAUCAGGUCUACACUGGAAGCUCUGAACUGGGAAAAGCCAAGGAGGAACAGCCAGGGCCCCAGUGUACUGCCCUGGAGUCGCCCAUGAAUUUGGCACCAUGAGAUUCCGGGUGGGGUUUGGGGGUGGGAAUCCAAUAUGGUUUUCCAGCAACAGGACUGCGGUCAGACGGCGGAGCGAGUCCAGCCAGUUGAAACUCGCUGCAUCCCUUUCUCGUCUUUGUGCCCUGGGAAACUCUCCGUUCCACCACUGUGUAAGCUUCUUGAUUGCAGGGGAGCAUAUCUGCCAACUUUAUUGUACUCUCCCAAGCGCUUAGUAGAGUGCCCUGCAUAAAGUAAGUACUCAGUAAAUGCU
Messenger RNA from Tachyglossus aculeatus (Australian echidna), 6326 nucleotides. It is a transcript of the gene MYO5C, whose product is annotated as myosin VC. Gene Ontology annotation, molecular function: ATP binding; actin filament binding; microfilament motor activity. Gene Ontology annotation, cellular component: actin cytoskeleton; vesicle; cytoplasm. Gene Ontology annotation, biological process: vesicle transport along actin filament; actin filament organization. The record is from RefSeq and is a predicted model, not a curated record. Bases 47 to 5275 code for a protein of 1742 amino acids. The transcript is spliced from 41 exons. NCBI's taxonomy places the organism in Eukaryota, Metazoa, Chordata, Mammalia, Monotremata, Tachyglossidae.